AUGGCAGGUACUUACAAUAUGAUGACUUACUGUACAUACGAGGCUUCUCAACACCCUUACAACGGUGCCUGGAUGACAAUGAGGCGCGAGAGGUCCUCCGGGAGAUCCAUGAAGGAGUGUGUGGGAAAAUGGGCUGAAGAACACUCGAAGGUCUUAUGGGCAUAUAGGAUGACAAAUCGAACUACAACAGGCGAAAUGCCAUUCUUUAUGACAUAUGGAGUCGAGGCAGUGCUCCCCGUGGAAAUAGAGACGCCGACACUAAGAACGGUCACGUACGAGGAUGAUGCAAAUGUCGAAGCAAUGAAUGGAGAGCUCGAUCUAUUGGAAGAAAAAAGGCUCGACUCUCAACUACGACUCGUCCCUUACUAA
Molecule: messenger RNA, 369 nt
Organism: Morus notabilis
Lineage: Eukaryota; Viridiplantae; Streptophyta; Magnoliopsida; Rosales; Moraceae
Exons: 2
Coding region: 1-369 (122 amino acids)
Molecular function (GO): nucleic acid binding
Source: RefSeq, a predicted model, not a curated record